This is a messenger RNA of Fulmarus glacialis (Northern fulmar), 2199 nucleotides long. It is a transcript of the gene CFAP54, whose product is annotated as cilia and flagella associated 54. The record is from RefSeq and is a predicted model, not a curated record. NCBI's taxonomy places the organism in Eukaryota, Metazoa, Chordata, Aves, Procellariiformes, Procellariidae. Gene Ontology annotation, biological process: cilium assembly. The transcript is spliced from 16 exons. The annotation marks the transcript as partial.
GCCUUACCGAAAUUUGACUCCUCAAAAUCUCUCCUGACUGUUUCAAAUUUACAGGUACUGGAAGACAUAUUUAAUUGGAGUCUGUCUUUAACAAUGGUGCCACUGUGCAACCAACAAAUUAUGAAUAAAUUAACCUUAGCCAAAAUGCAUUUCAUCAUUUGUCUUUCUGCCACAAUAAAUAAUAUACCUGAAAAAGUGGAAAAACACAUCUAUUCUGUCGAUAACAACAGCUUGAAGGAGCCAAACAGAAUUACAGCAUCAAAUGUAAAAGUUGAUGCUGAUAAGAAUUCAAGACAACAGGAACAAAGAGGCACAAUGGUGCAGCUCAUUGACUGUAAAGAUGAAUUAAAUAUGGCCAUGCUGAAGGGGAUUUUAUUAACAGAAGCUGAAGAAAGUCUUAGCCAUCUUGUGCAGAACAUACAGGACAAAUAUGAUGGGGAGAUAUCUUGGUGUUCUGCUGAAGACUUAGAGGCUCUUAUUGAGGCCAAACUUCAGCUUGCUGCUAUUUCUCAGCAAAGGCAUCAAGCAGCUUUCAGCGUUGCUUUGGCUUUCUCUGCAAUUCGACUUCUCCAAGAUGCAAAAAUUUUUAGGAUGCAAGUGACACAUUUUCAGGAAGAAAAGGAUGAAAGGGUGUGUUCGGACUCUUAUGUUGAAGAUGUUCAACUGCCUCACAGUAUAACAGCACAAGAUCAUAUGAGCAUACAACUGUGGCUAAAGUGUCGUACAAUGUUAGUGACUGCGCUAGUAACACAGAUACAUGGCGUUGGUGAUAUGGAAGAAAAUGAUAUGGCUGAACGCAGAAGUGUGAUAAAAGAAGUAAUACUAGAGGCAGAAGCCUUUGGUGAUAUCGAGACUCAGGCUGAAAUGAUGGUGCAAGCUGCUAUUCUUGACUUGCAAGAAAAACGUCCCGUGGCAGGCAUUAAACUUCUUUUGCAGAAUAUCAUCAGUUUACUCCAAGAGGAUACAUUUAUUUCCCCUCCAGCUUCUUUGACUCUUGUGAAAAGUAUGCUUCUGCUGGCAGACAUACUAACACUGCAAACAGUAGAGGAUACAGAACAUUGCUCUUCUACAGUGGAACCAUUAAACUUACUAAUUUUGGCACAUGAGCUUACCAUUAAAGCCAUUUUUGUUUGUGGAGAACCCAUUGAACGGCAAAUAGAAGACAGUACAUUGACUUGCCUGGUCCUACCUGCAAAAAAUAUCUACUUGCCACAUAUCAACUUGCUAGCCCAAGUCAAAAUGAGAAUCGGACAUUCAUUAGCUGAAAAAGUAGCUUGUACACCUGCAAGAGGAGAUCCACUGCAAUGGCUACGUGCUCUCAAACAUUUAGAAUCAGCACUGAAGCUUUCCAGAGCAUCUGCAACAAAAAAAUUAGAUAUGGAAGCUGAACUUCUUUUUCAAAUAGGUAAGGUAGAACUCCAGAUAACUGAAGCAGGCAAUAACAAGUCAUCUCAAGCUGUUGAAACCCUGGUGGAAGCUAUAAAACUCAGCCAGCAACAUGACCAAAAAUUUGAGUUAAUAAGAAGAUCAUACCUUGAAAUAGCACUAUUAUAUUUGCAUUUUGCCACAAAUAAUGAGGAUGUGUCACAGACAGAUAAGAUGGUGACUUCCAAAUCAAACACCUUUUCUGGAGAACUGUCUUCUUCUCCUGAGGAGGCUCUGAAAUCAGAAGGCUACAAAGUACAAGCAUGGAUUGCAGUAAGAGCAGCUACACAGAUGUCUCUUGAAAUUACUGGAAUUACAUCAAAGAUGUCAUGUGUGAGAAUAGCUUCUCCAGUUUCUGUCAUCGCAGAAGCAGACAGUCAGAUGGAGAGUAGGGCAGCAAAUGCUUCAAAUAAGGAAAUUAACAUUCAGUGGUAUAUUCCUUCUCUGGCAAAGCCAUCAAACUAUAAAGAGACUAAGGUUUUGCUGCUUUAUGCUUAUAAUACAAAGCCUGUCAAGAUUAGCAACAUCAAGAUUUACAGUUCAAUGUCUAUGUCUUCAGGCCACUUGUGGAUUCCGUUGGCUAGAAUGAUUUCUUUACGGGAGAAAUUAUCUAAUCUGAAGCAGCAAGUUGAAAUGUUGAUGCAAAGUUCUAAAAGCUUGUCUUCAGCUUCAGAACCCAUAAGUUUUCUUGAACAAAGUGAAACCUGGAAAAUAAUUCCUUCAAAAAAAUCCAAAAUGAAUGUUGCAAAAGUGCAUCUUGAUGAAAAAACAGAA